Acanthosepion pharaonis is the source of this 5475-nucleotide messenger RNA. The record is from the annotation of a GenBank genome assembly. NCBI's taxonomy places the organism in Eukaryota, Metazoa, Mollusca, Cephalopoda, Sepiida, Sepiidae.
AUGGAAGGACACACCUGCAAUCACCACAAUCACCACCAUCAUCAUCAUCACCACCACACCCAGACGGCCAUCACCGUCCCAACAGGCACAAUUGUCACCACAGCCGAAAAGCAGUACAAAUGUGACAUCUGUGGCAAGUGCUUAUCGCGUAGGGACCACCUGAAGCUUCAUAAACGCAUUCAUACAGGCGAGCGCCCCUUCAAGUGCCAGAUCUGCGGCUGUGCAUUCUACCGUAGUGACCACCUCGCCCGGCACCGUGGCACCCACCAGCUGGAGAAACGGUUCAGCUGUGAUAUCUGCCACAAGACAUUUGUGCACCGGUCAUAUUUGAAGGUGCACCAAAGGAUUCACACCGGGGAGAGACCCUUCAAGUGUCAGAUCUGCGGGUUUGCAUUCUCCCGCAAAGACCACUUGGUCAAGCACAAUCGGCCAAAUAAGAACGGCAUUAAAAUCAGCUGUGUCCCCCAGCGGAACAACAACAAUAACAACAACAACAACAGUCCCAAUACGACAAUAGUUGCCAGCUCUCCUGACAGCAAGAUCAUGAAAGACAUCAAACCAAACCUUACCAUCACCGAUACUAAUACUGAGACAGCCAUUACCACCAUCACUACAGCCACCCCAACUACAACCGUCACCCACAACAAUACUACUGAGAGUGUCAGUAUUACCCCGCAAGUGGUUGUGACACCCCAGCAUGCAACUGUUGUGGAUGUGGCCACUGCCCAGCAGCAUGCGGUGAAUGUGGGAACCAUAGCAACAAACGUUGUUGCCAGCAGUACCCAGGCGACGUACCCUACAGCCACACAGGUGUACCCUCUGUACACACAGAUGAACCCCGUGACACACAUAUUUCCAAGUACAAUACAGAUAUCACCAACCACCACACAGAUCUUCCCUACAAUUCAGAUGUACCCGGCUGCCACCCAGAUCAAUGUACCCACAGCUACUGCUCAAAUCUACCCGGCAAAAUACAUUUCUUUUUCAUCUUCAGAAAUUCUUUUUCUCUUUUUUCUUCAGAUACAUUUCUUUUUCAUCUUCAGAAAUUCUUUUUCUCUUUUUUCUUCAGAUACAUUUCUUUUUCUUCUUCAGAAAUUCUUUUUCUCUUCAGAUACAUUUCUUUUUUAUCUUCAGAAGUUCUGUUUCUCUUUUUCUUCAGAUACAUUUCUUUUUCAUCUUCAGAAAUUCUUUUUCUCUUCAGAUACAUUUCUUUUUCAUCUUCAGAAAUUCUUUUUCUCUUUUUUCUUCAGAUACAUUUCUUUUUUCUUCUUCAGAAAUUCUUUUUCUCUUCAGAUACAUUUCUUUUUCAUCUUCAGAAAUUCUUUUUCUCUUUUUUCUUCAGAUACAUUUCUUUUUCAUCUUCAGAAAUUCUUUUUCUUCAGAUACAUUUCUUUUUCUUCUUCAGAAAUUCUUUUUCUCUUUUUUCUUCAGAUACAUUUCUUUUUCAUCUUCAGAAAUUCGUUUUUUUCUUUCUUCAGAUACAUUUCUUUUUCAUCUUCAGAAAUUCUUUUUCUCUUUUUUCUUCAGAUACAUUUCUUUUUCUUCUUCAGAAAUUCUUUUUCUUCAGAUACAUUUCUUUUUCAUCUUCAGAAAUUCUUUUUCUUCAGAUACAUUUCUUUUUCAUCUUCAGAAAUUCUUUUUCUCUUCAGAUACAUUUCUUUUUCAUCUUCAGAAAUUCUUUUUCUCUUUUUUCUUCAGAUACAUUUCUUUUUCAUCUUCAGAAAUUCUUUUUCUCUUUUUUCUUCAGAUACAUUUCUUUUUCAUCUUCAGAAAUUCUUUUUCUUUCAUUUCUUUUUCUUCAGAUACAUUUUUUUUCAUCUUCUUUUUUCUUUUUCUUCAGAUACAUUUCUUUUUCUUCUUCAGAAAUUCUUUUUCUCUUUUUUCUUUAGAUACAUUUCUUUUCAUCUUCAGAAAUUCUUUUUCUUCAGAUUUUUCUUCAGAUACAUUUUUUUUCAUAUUUCUUCAAAUACUUUUUCUUUUGUUCUUCAGAUACUUUUUCUUUUUCAUCUUCAGAAAUUUCUUUUUUCUUCAGAUACAUUUCUUUUUCUUCAGAUACAUUUCUUUUUUUCUUCAGAAAUUCUUUUUCUCUUUUUUUCUUUAGAUACAUUUCUUUUCAUCUUCAGAAAUUCUUUUCUCUUUUUCUUCAGAUACAUUUCUUUUUCUUCUUCAGAAAUUCUUUUUUUUCUUCAGAUACAUUUUUUUUUAUCUUCAGAAAUUCUUUUUUUCUCAGAUUUCUCUUUUUCUUCAGAUACAUUUCUUUUCAUCUUCAGAAAUUCUUUUUCUCUUCAGAUACAUUUUUUUUCAUCUUCAGAAAUUCUUUUUUCUCUUUUUCUUCAGAUACAUUUCUUUUUCUUCUUCAGAAAUUCUUUUUCUUCAGAUACAUUUCUUUUUCAUCUUCAGAAAUUCUUUUUCUCUUUUUCUUCAGAUACAUUUCUUUUUCAUCUUCAGAAAUUCUUUUUCUUCAGAUACAUUUCUUUUUCUUCUUCAGAAAUUCUUUUUCUCUUUUUUCUUCAGAUACAUUUCUUUUUCUUCUUCAGAAAUUCUUUUCUCUUUCAUUUCUUUUUCAUCUUCAGAUUCUUUUCUUUUUUUUCUUCAGAUACAUUUCUUUUCAUCUUCAGAAAUUCUUUUCUUCAGAUACAUUUCUUUUUCUUCUUCAAAUUCUUUUUUCUUUUUUUCUUCAGAUACAUUUUUUUUUUCUUCAGAAAUUCUUUUUUCUUUUUCUUCAGAUACAUUUCUUUUUCAUCUUCAGAAAUUCUUUUUUCUUCAGAUAUUUCUUUUCUUUUCAGAAAUUCUUUUCUUCAGAACUUUUCUUUUUCAUCUUCAGAAAUACAUUUCUUUUUCAUCUUCAGAAAUUCUUUUUCUUCAAAUUUCUUUUUUUCUUCAGAAAUUCUUUUCUCUUCAGAUACAUUUUCUUUUCAUCUUCAGAAAUUCUUUUUCUCUUUUUUCUUCAGAUACAUUUCUUUUUCAUCUUCAGAAAUUCUUUUUCUCUUUUUUCUUCAGAUACAUUUCUUUUUCAUCUUCAGAAAUUCUUUUUCUUCAGAUACAUUUCUUUUUCUUCUUCAGAAAUUCUUUUUCUCUUUUUUCUUUAGAUACAUUUCUUUUUCAUCUUCAGAAAUUCUUUUUCUCUUUUUUCUUCAGAUACAUUUCUUUUUCAUCUUCAGAAAUUCUUUUUCUCUUUGUUCUUCAAAUACAUUUCUUUUUCAUCUUCAGAAAUUCUUUUUUCUUCAGAUACAUUUCUUUUUCUUCAGAUACAUUUCUUUUUCUUCUUCAGAAAUUCUUUUUCUCUUUUGUCUUCAGAUACAUUUCUUUUUCAUCUUCAGAAAUUCUUUUUCUCUUUUUUCUUCAGAUACAUUUCUUUUUCAUCUUCAGAAAUUCUUUUUCUCUUUGUUCUUCAGAUACAUUUCUUUUUCAUCUUCAGAAAUUCUUUUUAAUUCAGAUACAUUUCUUUUUCUUCAGAUACAUUUUUUUUUCUUCUUCAGAAAUUCUUUUUCAUCUUCAGAAAUUCUUUUUCUCUUUUUUCUUCAGAUACGUUUCUUUUUCUUCUUCAGAAAUUCUUUUUCUCUUUUUUCUUCAGAUACAUUUCUUUUUCUUCUUCAGAAAUUCUUUUUCUCUUUGUUCUUCAGAUACAUUUCUUUUUCAUCUUCAGAAAUUCUUUUUAAUUCAGAUACAUUUCUUUUUCUUCAGAUACAUUUUUUUUCUUCUUCAGAAAUUCUUUUCAUCUUCAGAAAUUCUUUUCUCUUUGUUCUUCAGAUACAUUUUCUUUUCAUCUUCAGAAAUUCUUUUUUUUUUCAGAUACAUUUCUUUUUCUUCAGAUACAUUUCUUUUCUUCUUCAGAAAUUCUUUUUUCUCUUUUGUCUUCAGAUACAUUUCUUUUUCAUCUUCAGAAAUUCUUUUUCUCUUUUUCUUCAGAUACAUUUCUUUUUCAUCUUCAGAAAUUCUUUUUCUCUUUGUUCUUCAGAUACAUUUCUUUUUCAUCUUCAGAAAUUCUUUUUUCUUCAGAUACAUUUCUUUUUCAUCUUCAGAAAUUCUUUUUUCUUCAGAUACAUCUCUUUUUCUUCUUCAGAAAUUCUUUUUCUCGUUUUUCUUCAGAUACAUUUCUUUUUCAUCUUCAGAUAUUCUUUUUCUUCAGAUACAUUUCUUUUUCAUCUUCAGAAAUUCUUUUUAUCUUUUUUCUUCAGAUACAUUUCUUUUUCAUCUUCAGAAAUUCUUUUUAUCUUUUUUCUUCAGAUACAUUUCUUUUUCAUCUUCAGAAAUUCUUUUUCUCUUUUUUCUUCAGAUACAUUUCUUUUUCAUCUUCAGAAAUUCUUUUUUCUUCAGAUACAUUUCUUUUUCAUCUUCAGAAAUUCUUUUUCUCUUUUUUCUUCAGAUACAUUUUUCUUUUCUCUUCAGAAAUUCUUUUUUUUUCAGAUACAUUUUUUUUUCUUCAGAAAUUCUUUUUUCUUCGAUACAUCUCUUUUUUCUUCAGAUACAUUUCUUUUUCAUCUUCAGAAAUUCUUAUUCUCUUUUUCUUCAGAUACAUUUCUUUUUCAUCUUCAGAAAUUCUUUUCUCUUUUUCUUCAGAUACAUUUCCUUUUCAUCUUCAGAAAUUCUUUUCUCUUUUUUUCUUCAUAUACAUUUCUUUUUUCAUCUGCAGAAAUUCUUUUCUCUUUUUCUUCAGAUACAUUUCUUUUUCAUCUUCAGAAAUUCUUUUUCUUCAGAUACAUUUCUUUUUCAUCUUCAAAUUCUUUUCUCUUUUUCUUCAGAUACAUUUCUUUUUCAUCUUCAGAAAUUCUUUUUUCUUCAGAUACAUCUCUUUUUCAUCUUCAGAAAUUCUUUUUCUCGUUUUUCUUCAGAUACAUUUCUUUUUCAUCUUCAGAAAUUCUUUUUCUCUUUUUUCUUGAGAUACAUUUCUGUUUCAUCUUCAGAUAUUCUUUUUCUCUUUUUUCUUCAGAUACAUUUCUCUUUCAUCUUCAGAUAUUCUUUUUUCUUCAGAUACAUUUUUUUUUUCAUCUUCAGAAAUUCUUUUUCUCUUUUUUCUUCAGAUACAUUUCUUUUUCAUCUUCAGAAAUUCUUUUUCUCUUUUUUCUUCAGAUACAUUUCUUUUUCAUCUUCAGAAAUACUUUUUUCUUCAGAUACAUUUCUUUUUCAUCUUCAGAAAUUCUUUUUCUCUUUUUUCUUCAGAUACAUUUCUUUUUCAUCUUCAGAAAUUCUUUUUUCUUCAGAUACAUUUCUUUUUCAUCUUCAGAAUUUCUUUUUUCUUCAGAUACAUUUCUUUUUCAUCUUCAGAAAUUCUUUUUCUCUUUUUUCUUCCGAUACAUUUCUUUUUUUAUCUUCAGAAAUUCUUUUUCUCUUUUUUCUUUAGAUACAUUUCUUUUUCAUCUUCAGAUAUUCUUUUUCUCUUUUUUCUUCAGAUACAUUUCUUUUUUUUCUUCAGAAAUUCUUUUUCACCUUUUUGGGGGCUGGAAUGGCGCGAUAAAAACACAACGCUCAACCUAA